AUGGUCCUUGGCUGCCUACUGCUCCUGGGGAUGGCUCUGCCCCUGGGCACAAGAGGCACCAAGGACCGUAUCUUCUACGAUCUGACCAAGUCCUUGACCUGCCCCGGCAACAACAAAGGCUGCAUGCUGUCCACUCCCUACGAGCACCCUGAAGAGCCCCUCACCUACCAGCUCAUCUCCACCUGCCACUAUGGUGAGCUGUGUAACAGGGCCCCGACCCCUGCAGGCAGCCUGAAGGCUGGGACCACCACAGGCUGGAUGCUGCGUGUGCUGCUGCUGCUUCAGUGA
Messenger RNA from Myotis myotis, 288 nucleotides. RefSeq names its product sperm acrosome membrane-associated protein 4-like. The record is from RefSeq and is a predicted model, not a curated record. NCBI's taxonomy places the organism in Eukaryota, Metazoa, Chordata, Mammalia, Chiroptera, Vespertilionidae. The transcript has a single exon. The coding region runs from base 1 to 288 and encodes 95 amino acids.